CAUAAAUCUGAAGACUGGCAGAACAUCCACAAGGAAUGUUCCAUAAUUCUGACACAUCAUAGAACUACUGCACAUGGAAAUAAUCAUUAACUUUGAACUUUAACAGCAUUAUAAAUCUAGAAGAAAAUGAGAGCAGAAUGGUAAUUGGGUUUGUGUACCCUGUGUUACUGCACAGAGUCACUCAGGGGUUGUCCACGGCCAGUGGCUUUCAUCCAAGAUACACGGCCAGAUUCAAGAAAGGGCUUUGAGCCCUUUCUUGAGUAUGCUCAAAUCCUAUGGACAUUGCUAAUCUGAAAAAUUAGCAAGUAUAUACUAAAUCCUUUGGAAUGUAAGUGCCUUUCAGCCCUGAGGCUUUUAUAAUUUGUUUGAAUUAUGGUUAUGAAUCAAUAUGCAAGCACAGCAGCCACAUCCAGGAUAUAAUAAAAUAUUUCUUCAUUAUUUGUUUGUAGACAGAAAAGUAAUAGCAAACAUAAUUUGUUUUUAUUGCCAUUAUUAUUACAGGUUUUAUGGCACAAAUCUGUGAACAGUACUUUCUGGGAAAAACACCACCAUAUGAUGGAGCCAGUCAAAAGUGAAUGCAGAAAUUUGUCUCCCCUUGGUUAUUCAAUAAACAAUACUGUUAAAGUCAGUGGGGAGAACUCUUCAUGGCUUUUUUUUUUUUUCCCCUUAGGGGAGGAAAGAAGGGGGGAAACUUUUGAGAAAAGAAUCAGAAGAAAAAAAAAGAUUCUCUAGAGGAUUAUUUUUGAGAGAAUUUUUUUGUCCCCCCACUAAGAUAACUGCAAUCCCAGGUAUCAAGGAGAAAGAAGUAGGAACGAGUAAUUGUCAAAAUCUGUUCAUAAAACUGCUCAACAUGACAGAAUUGCUGAGAUUCAUCUCCUUCUCUUCUGCCACACAGGAUGGAAAGUAAGAACGUCUUCCUAAGCCUACUGCUCUGCUACAGUUUGCUCAGAGCUGCCAGUUCUUACCUGGUAAUCGAGGAGAAGACAGAAUGCAACCUGUCAAAGAACAACAAAAUGAACCUCCCAGAUCUCCCACCCAUCUCCAUCGUAGAUUUAACUAAAAGAUCCCAGAAAGUCAGCAGAAAAGAGGCAGAGAAUAAGAAAUCUUCCAAGAAAAAUGCUGAACUGAAGAAACCUCCAAAACCAAGGCCCACACCUGCUGCUGACUGCGUGCCAAACUUCAAAACCUGCAAACCACACUUGAAUUCCUGUUGUAACUACUGUGCCUUGUGCAAAUGCCGAAUUUUUCAGACGAUCUGCCAGUGUCUAUUGUUAAACCCAAAGUGCUAGACCAAUUUAGGAACAUAUUAAGGCCAUUAUCUUUCAUUAGCUUCUCGAGUGUAUAUGUCAAACUGCCUAAUGCACGUAGAAAUCAAAGUAGAGAGCUUUGAAGCUGGUAGGUUGGAUUUGUUUCUCUUCAAUGGACAAUUAUUUUCUUCAUGGGAUUGAUGCUGUCAUAAACAAAACGGGCUUUUUAGGAAGCUGACAACCAGGAAGAUAGACUUUGAACUGGCAUUCUUGGCAAAAUUAACUUGCAUUUAAGGAGAAUUCUGGGUCUCAGUGUUUGCGGAUUGUUAGAGUUGUAAUUUGGCUUUUGUUGUUUGCUUGUUUUUCUUUUUUGGUUGGUAGCUGGGUUUUUUGUUCUUUUCUUUGAGAAGGGAUUUAUUAACCAAAUAUUUCAGUACAGUCUAACCAGCACAGCAAAACCUGCCCACAAUCUGCCACACUGAAAUAGGACUUCUCAACUCAUGUGAGACCAGAGCUUAGGUUUGCCCUCAAGGACAGCACAGCACAGGCUUCCAGCAGAUCCAAUAUGUAAAACUGAAAAUGCAGGUUUCCUGGUUAACUCCCCCCUCACACAUUCCACAAAAAUUAGGACUAAAACCUUUGUAGGUUACUCUAGCUGAAGGCUACAGCAGCAAACUUUGGCUCGAAACAAGACAUCUUCCUCUUCUUGUGGAAUACUGAUUUGUCCCAGAUGACAUAGCAGAGAAUCUUCCCUGGCUAAGCUACCAGGAGAAAGGUCAUAGGAGAGCAGGGAGGAGCAGACCUAGAAGUGCCCAACACUGAAGACUGUUCAUCUGCCAGACUCCAGUUCUCCUGCUUCCCACCUUUUCUGUUCUGCAUCUGCCAUAUUCCUCUCUUUCCCCAGAGUGCAUGCACUCUUCUUCCUCCCAUGGGCCUCUCUUGAUUUUAGUCUUUUCCCUUCCUCCCACCAUUAUGGUUAGUCACCUGAGGAUCCCUGAAUUUUCCAAUGAUCUGCAGUUGCAAUUUGAAGGAAAUUUCUCAGCUGAUUUCUUUCUAAGAGCAGCUAAGGGCUACGAAAUUGCCCAGGCGGGCAAAGACAAUAUAGAUGAUAAAUAGUCCCUAAAGUGGCUCAAGCCUUCUAACAUCAAUUCAAAGCCCAGAGCUUUAAAUUUAGGCUGGGUAUUGACAGAAGUGUCCGUUCACCUUUUUAGAGAGAUAUACAGUUGACAGAGAGUUUAAUUUGAGAGCACGAAUGAUGGCAGGAUGUCACUCUGUUCCUCAUCCAGCUGUCAUAUAUGAUGCAAGUUUAGAUUCUUUUAAAUGAGUGUUACUCCUUCUUUUAAUCAGAUAUCCUGGCUCAGGAAUCCAUGAGCUGUGGUACAAAGAGGAUGAGAAGAAAUACAACAUGGUGGUGGGUUUGGGAACAGAAUUUGACCCCUUCUUUUCCUAGGGGAGCUGUACAUUCUUGACAAGCUGUUCCAAAGUUUUCAUAAGAAGGUGUCCUCCGUUGAUACUAAAAUGAUAUCCAUAAUCACACAAUUUCUACCAUGGAAACAAGUACUUGUCUAAUCACAAGAGGCCACAGAAACUGUUUUAACAGGGUAAGUGGAAGCAGUGGAGGAAAUGGAAAGAAAGAGAGCCAAAAGUUAAACAGCUUGUGCUGUUCUCUCAACAAUAGCUCCCACUUCAGCUUGGCUGUCCGCUAAGGAAUUGGGCAGCGCUGAGACCCAGAGUGAGGAGUGAGGGACAUAGAAGCUGACCCAGCUUGUCCAGGGCAUGAAAGAAAAAGAAAGACUUCCACAUGAGAAUAAUGAGAUUUGUUGUGAAAUAUAGAGCACUUACUUUAUAACAUAGCAUUUAUGAAUAGUGUGUUUUGACAGAUUCGGUUUAUUAAUAAGACUUCCUCUUGUUUGUUGGAAUUUAUUAAGAAGAGAUUGUGCUUUCUUUGCCAUUCAUCAUCACACCAAAUAAUACAUACAAUCAGGUACUGAAAUCGUUAGUAGCCUACUUUUCUGGCUAAAGAUCACAUUGCAUGAGGGUGGAAUACAGAAAUCAGUAAGAUAUCUACUAUUUGCUUCCUGUAUUUAGUUUCAACAAGUAUUUAUGCUAAAGAGUUGGUUUUAUAUGUAAGAGCGCCCUAAGGGAGAUGUCAUCAGCACAGAUGAUAAAACACAUGCAUGACAAACACAGAGUUUCAUUUUAUCACAUAGGAAAAUGGCUUCACAAAUAACUUACUGAAAUAUAAGUUUAGAAACAGACCCAGCAAUGCUCUGAGAUGCAGAGAAACCUCACUCCUGGAGACCAAUGGAAAUGUUAUCUUGAUUACAACUGAGUAGCAUUAAGUACGAAUAAAUUGUUAUUAGCUAUUCCAAAUAUUGCCUCUCUU
This is a messenger RNA of Meleagris gallopavo (turkey), 3633 nucleotides long. The record is from RefSeq and is a predicted model, not a curated record. Lineage: Eukaryota; Metazoa; Chordata; Aves; Galliformes; Phasianidae.